Molecule: messenger RNA, 2029 nt
Organism: Ictalurus punctatus (channel catfish)
Lineage: Eukaryota; Metazoa; Chordata; Actinopteri; Siluriformes; Ictaluridae
Gene: sh3glb1b
Product: SH3-domain GRB2-like endophilin B1b
Exons: 11
Coding region: 375-1568 (397 amino acids)
Biological process (GO): membrane organization
Cellular component (GO): membrane; cytoplasm
Molecular function (GO): protein binding
Source: RefSeq, a predicted model, not a curated record
UGCCAAAUAACAGCGAUUCCGGCUUUAUUUGGAGUAGUCGGGGUUAGCAUUAUCUUUAGCAUUAGCAUUAGCGUUAGCAUUAGCGCUGGAAUCUUUCAGAAACUAGCGCUUUGACAUGGACAGGGUCAAAGCCGGGGUUUAUCCAGUUUAACUCGGAUUAACGCGCGCCUGUGUCUCGUCACACAACUCAAUCAGUUUACAACAACAACAACAACAAUAAUAAUAAUUUAGUGACAGAAUUAGACUUGUGCGGUUAUGUAAACCGCCAGCUAGCUAGCUAGCCCUAGCCAAACUAAAGUGAGUAAUUAGCGGUUCUGUAAACUGUUAGCAUUGUUAUUAGUUUAUUUGUUAUCGGAAUUGUACACAGGUGAAGUAUGGAUUUCAGCGUCAGGAGACUGGCCGCGGACGCUGGAACUUUUCUCAGCCGUGCAGUGCAGUUCACAGAGGAGAAACUCGGCCAGGCGGAGAGAACCGAGUUAGACGCUCACCUGGAGAACCUGCUGGCCAAAUCCGAGUCGACCAAACACUGGACCGAGAAGAUCAUGAAGCAGACGGAGGUUAUACUGCAGCCCAAUCCCAACGUGAGGAUGGAGGAGUUUCUGUACGAGAAGCUGGACAGGAAAAUCCCAACACGAAUCAACAACCACGAGCUGCUGGGGGAGUGCAUGAUCGACGCCGGGCACGAGUUCGGACCUGGGACGGCAUACGGAAACGCCCUGAUUAAAUGCGGUGAGGUGGAGAAGCAGCUCGGCGGCUCGGAGCGAGAGUUCAUCCAGAGCUCGGCCAUUAACUUUCUCACUCCGUUCAGGAACUUUAUCGAUGGAGAUUAUAAGACCAUCUCGAAGGAGCGUAAGCUGCUGCAGGUGAAACGCCUCGACCUGGACGCGGCUAAAACACGCCUAAAGAAAGCGCGAGUAGCGGACGCUCGCUCUGCGAAGUGUUGCUCCGCCCCCUCACCAGGAGAGGAGUACGUGUUUUCUUACAUGCUCUCCCUCUUGCAUGUCAAAUGGCUGAAGUUUUGGGCUCAGGAGAUCCAGCAGGCAGAGACAGAGCUGAGGAUAGCUCAGAGUGAGUUUGAUCGGCAGGCGGAGAUCACCAGGUUACUGCUGGAGGGAAUCAGCAGCACUCACGCUCAUCACUUGAGGUGUCUGAGUGAUUUUGUCGAUGCUCAGGCUGUAUAUUACGCUCAGUGUUAUCAGUACAUGGUCAAUCUACAGAAACAGCUGGGCAGUUUUCCUUCAGCGUUCUCCUCCAAUAAUAACCAGGCUGCUGCCUCCUCUGCUGGAAUUUCUGUCCCUGCGACCUUGGCCACGACCUUGACCCCGACCCCCACCGUGACCCCGGGUCAGAGUUCACCGAGCCUUAACGAGCUGCGUAACUCCUGCGGUCCACGCCGAGCGCGCGUGCUCUACGAUUACGAUGCAGCCUGCAGCAGCGAGCUGUCCCUAUUGGCCGACGAGGUGAUCACAGUGAGCAGUGAGCCAGGCCUGGAUUCUGAUUGGCUGAUGGGGGAGAGAGGACAUCAGAAAGGCAAAGUUCCCAUCACCUACCUGGAGCUGCUCAACUGAGAGAGAUAACACACACACACACACACGUCAUUUCACUCUCAAUUUUUGUGCCUUUUUUGCCGAGUAGCCAAAAACAGACUUUAGUAGCAUUUCAUUAAUGUGCCAGAAAAGGUUUUAUUUUAUACUCAGUGUGUGACUUUAUAACUAAUCCGGAGUUAUAACGCUUAUAAUGUUAUAAUGCUUUAAUAAAUAUCAAAGGUGGUUAUAAUGCCAAAUAUAGUAAUUAUUACUGUUUGUUUUGGUCUAAGAGGACACUACACACGUGUGAGAAAUGAGUUUAUGAUUGUAAUCCUGUUUGUUUGUUUUUUAAACACAACCAUAUUGACUUUCCCUUGUACCCUUGGUCAAGUCCCCUUGGUCAUGUUAUGAUCAUAUUAAAGUUCAUUAAAAUGGAAUGAACACACUGCAGCCUUCCGGAACAGUGUUUAAGCUGUGAAUAUAAAGAACAUCUCUUCAUAACA